AUGGGCAAGCGGGGCAACGGGUCUCGCGGUGGCGGCCCACCGAAUCGCGGCCGUGGUGGCGGAGGUCGUGGGCGUGGGCGUGGGCGUGGUCGCGGAAGGGGUGGUGGGCGAGGUGGUUUUCAGCCAUUUGGCGGACAAGGUCAUAUCCUUGGCAGUGAUUUCGGCGAAGCUGGCUCUCCAUCGGGUUACGGCUCUCCACGCGGUGGCUCUGCUGAUGGCAGACCGUUCCGAGGUCGCGGACGAGGAGGUCACCUCUCCGUGUCAGGCCAGAACCGCGUGGGCUUUGACUAUUCCGCCAUAUCUCGCGGCAAUCGCCGUGGCUACGACGACGGCGAUGAGGAUGAUGACGAUCACAACGACCAAGACCAGGCCGACAUCUCCGUAGAACCUCCUAAAGGCUACACGCACAAGGUCAAGCCUCACCUCGAGUCAGAUCUUUCCCCGCAAGAUGAAAUUUCGAAAGCGCAAUUGUCACACCAGCCGAUCAACGCCUUGGACUCUGUCACGCCACACCGCACUUUCAACACCCCUGGCACCCCAGCCAGCCUCUUCAAGCCCCGCUUCGCACCGCGGUCCAAUGCGCCGCCCGCCAAAUUUCCCGAGUUCCACACUAGCAGAGGCACUGGCGGAGGUUCCAGAAUUCGACCCCUGGAAGAGACCGAAGACUCGAGAUAUCUCGCCGGCAUUCCUGGUCUGCGUAGGCCCGAACGAAAGCAGUGCAAUGUUCCACGCUUCGGCGACCCAGCGGAUCAAGCUCAAAAUCCUUUCCGGGUGCCGGUAGCCUUUGUAAAGCCCACCGGCGAGUACGGCGAUCCACUCAAGGGGAACCUUCCACCCAGAGACCCAGACGAUGCCACAGUCGAUCCAUCUGCUGCCGUUGCACAAUUGACAGACGCAAGCCAGCAGCAGCAGCCGCCCGGCGAUCCUUCGGGCGGCGAUCCUUCGGCUCCACGUCACGCAGGUCUCGGUUUCUCGAACCGGUCCAACGCAAAGCCUCCUGUUCCCGGUUCGGCGAGCAAAGCAGACGCCUCGACGGGAGAAGCAACGGAAUCGACAGCUGCGCCAUAUGUUCCCCCUCGCGCAGUACCUGCUAUCCUAGACAUGGACACGCAGACCUUCGACUUUGACAGUUACACCGCCGGCAACGACGGUGAUCAGGUGAAUGCUUUGCUUGCAGCUUUCCCCGGCUCCAAGGAGCUCGGCCCGGGCGAGUCAAUGUUCAAAGAUGACAACGCGUCCGUGACAUGGUCGCUCCCUACAUUCCAGCCCGAAGCAACUAGCAUUGCGGACAACUUCCUGUCAGCCUCGAAGCGCAGCAUUGACCCUGUCAAAGUCGAUGGCUUAUCUUCGCUAGCGCCCGACACUGUUCAGCGCGCGAUUCCGCUUAAUGCGAUCCCUCGCUUCUCGAGGGCCUCCGACGAGGACGAUGAAGAGAUCAUUCUUGUUCCUUCACAGUCGCAGGCCGUUCCUGUCGAGGACAAGGCUCCCACCUCAGCUGUGGAAGCCGAGUCUGACGUAGAGAUCACCAAACAGGAAGAGACGCAGCUCGGGUUCGUUAUCGACCUCGAAGGUGAAGAACUAGCAACUACCCUGGUGCAUGCCCAAGUCAACGCACACACGCCGUCCUCGCACCGAAUUGCACUUGGCGACGCUGUACCAGCCAGUUCCAAAGCCAACCGAAGGAACCGAGCAGCUAAGCAUCGCAAGCCGCGCCGCAUUCCGCGAGAGGGCGAUUCAGACCUCGACUGGGGCAGCGACGGCCCGCCCAGGAACCAUGACGGCGACGACGAUGAUUUCGCUGAAGAAGACGACCUCGCAGCUGCCACCGCUGGCAUCUCCAUCACGCGCAGCAGCAACGAACGCGAGGUGAUCACCGACCCUAUCCUGGCCAAGGCCAUUCGGGCCGAUCGCCAUGAGUGGGAGUCUGAUGAUGAGGAUAACGACAUUACGAUGGAGAUGGGCGUGCCUUCCAAGCGCCGUGGCGGUCAACGUGCUAAGCGCUCACAUGCAGGCCGUGCUGCUGCCUCGCGCAACGCUGCCCAGCUCGCUCGCAGCCGCAAGGCAGAUCAGGACGCCAUCGUCGCGGAUUACAUGUCGAACAUUCUCAGCCAGGCAAACGAGACGUCAGAUAAUGACGAAGAAGCAGAGAAGCGCGAGCUUUUUGCUUCGGACGGCAUGGUCAUCGAAGCGGUCAACGGAGACCUGCCAGCGGGCGCAGCAGAUGGUAAGGGUAAAGCCAAGGCGCGCCGGCUGCCGGAUCAGCUCGACGACAAGUCCGAUCUGGACACCAUGAUUCGCUUUAUGAACGGCAUGGAUCCGCAAAAGGGCGGUCGUCAGCUCGGCUUUGGCGACAUUGAGGAUGAGAUUCACAUGGACGAAGUCAAAGAAUGGCUCACGGAGAGCGAGGCGGACAGCGACGACGCUGAGGAUGGCGCCAAGAACCGUGUCGUCGACACUGCCACCGACGCGCUCGAGGAACCGCAGCCGCAAAAUGCUUCCAACAACGACGACGGUGAGGAUGAAGAUCUCGCCGAGCAGCUCCGCAUUAUUCUCGAGAAUGACGACAGUGAAGAGAGCAGCGAGAUUUUCAGCGAAGAUUCAUCCGAAGAUGACGACGACAGCGACGACGACAGUGAUGACGACAGCGAAGAAGAGGACAGUGACGAUGAUGACGACGACGAAGGCAUGUUCCGCGGCAAGAAUUCGUGGGCCGAUGAGGACGAAGAGUUUAUUCGCGCCCUCUCGUCGCAGGUGGGGGGUGCUGGCAUCGGAAGCGGCUCCAAAUCGGCGACGUCUUCGAAGCGGCAGCAAAGGAAGGUCUUCGACGCCAUCUCGCGCGGCGACUUUUUCGACCUCAUGGACGAGAACGAAAUCGAUUCGGAUGAUCCUGCCUACGGCAUGGGCUCCAUCCCCACGGCGCGCAACGGCAAGCGCAAGGGCCGCAAGUUCACCGCCGACGACCUAUGGGCCGACGAGCUGCAGCAGCAGUGGGACAAGGACCGCGCCAGCAAGGCGAGCAAAAAGCAGCAGCGUCUUAUGGAGCGCCAGGCGGCUGCGCUCAACCCGUUCCCCAACACGCACGGCAAGGCAGGCAGCGGCAAGUCCAAGUCGACCAAGAAGCAGGCCAAGCUGGCGCGCAAGGCCGAGAAGCGCGACAUGCGGGCGAGCCUCAAGGCGCACUCGAACAACGUCGUGUCGGCGGUCAAGGCUGCUGGCUCCAUCGAUGCAGUCGAUGCGUCUUUGCUCACGUUUGGCGGACAGAGCAUCUCGAGCGACAUCACAUCGCUGGGACUGGACGAGCGGUUCGCGGUCAACAUGGACGAGCUCAACCAGCAGAUCCAGCUUUUCUUGGCUGAAAAGGGCCGUAACACGAUGCGGUGCCAGCCGAUGGACAAGUUUGCGCGUGCCGAGGUGCACCUGCUCGCUGCAGCCUACAACCUGAAGUCCAAGUCCAAGGGUAAUGGGCGCGAUCGGUUCCCCACGCUCAUCAAGACGAGCAAGAGCGGUCUCAACAUCGACUACCGCAAGGUGAAGCGCAUCGUCUACUCGAAUGCGGGCGCCACGUUCGGCAACGAUGCCGGGCGAAGCGAUUUUAAGGAUAAAGGCAAGAACAAGAAGGGUAAAGGCGGUCGUGGUGGAGGCGGAGGCAUGUACGGUGUCGGAGGAGGAACGGUACCCAAGAACAGAGAGGGAGAAGAAGUCGGAUUCGGGGCGGACAAGAUCGGAGCGGAUAACAUUGGUCACAAACUCCUCGCAGCGAUGGGAUGGACCGAGGGAACCGGCAUUGGAAGCUCGCAAGGCAUGGCCAACCCUGUCUCGGCUACGGUCAAGACGUCCCGUGGCGGUCUCGGAUUCUGA
This is a messenger RNA of Sporisorium graminicola, 3858 nucleotides long. RefSeq lists its product as uncharacterized. Lineage: Eukaryota; Fungi; Basidiomycota; Ustilaginomycetes; Ustilaginales; Ustilaginaceae. The record is from RefSeq and is a predicted model, not a curated record. Gene Ontology annotation, molecular function: nucleic acid binding. The transcript has a single exon. The coding region runs from base 1 to 3858 and encodes 1285 amino acids.